Myxocyprinus asiaticus (Chinese sucker) is the source of this 4494-nucleotide messenger RNA. Its product is annotated as aprataxin and PNK-like factor. Gene Ontology annotation, molecular function: 3'-5' exonuclease activity; protein binding; DNA-(apurinic or apyrimidinic site) endonuclease activity. The coding region runs from base 49 to 1497 and encodes 482 amino acids. The record is from RefSeq and is a predicted model, not a curated record. Gene Ontology annotation, biological process: double-strand break repair. Gene Ontology annotation, cellular component: nucleus; site of double-strand break. The transcript is spliced from 11 exons. Lineage: Eukaryota; Metazoa; Chordata; Actinopteri; Cypriniformes; Catostomidae.
CCGCGCCCCAUUCUGACUGCGCAUGCGCGGCAUUAAAGCGGCAGUAAAAUGCCGGGCUUUGAACUGGAGCAGGUGGACGGUGGCAGUCCCAUUGACCUGCCCUAUGGAGAAACUACUCUAGGGAGAGGACCAUUUCUAGGAGUGAGUGAUAAGAGGGUGUCGAGGAACCACGUCAUUUUGGAGAACCACAAUGGUCAGCUGCGUCUGAAGCCCAUACACCUGAAUCCAUGUUUUAUUCAGACGAGCAUUGUGGCCUCCCCUCAACCGCUGGAGAAAGACCAGUGGCACUCUCUGCGGAAGGGAGACAUCUUCUCUCUCAUGCCUUGGAAGUAUGUGUACAGAGUGCAUGUCAAGGAACAGGAUGAAACCCUGAGGAACAGCCAGACGUUUGAGGAGGAGCUGGAGAUGGAGAAGCGUCUGACUGAACCAGCAGAGAUCUCUGAAAAAGAGUCACCAACACUUCAGGCCGAGACCCAGAGCUCCACACUCCCAGGACAUACAGGAGAGGAUGCUCUCAAUUGUGCUUCACACACUUUUUUCUCUUUAAAAGAGGAACCCACAGCAAGCAAACAGGAGGAGUCUAAUCUGCCACAGAAGAAGCGUGUCCUGCCAGCCUGGAUGAUGACUUCAGAUUCAGCUAACAAAAGCCCGUCAUCUGCCAAAGCAGGUGCGAGCAGCUCAUUGAGAGGAACCCCAACACAACCCAAAUGCACAACUGGACCCAAACAAGCUCGCGCCACACAGCUCUCAUCAGAGGAGGAGGACGAAGAGGAAGAGACGCCCAAAAGGAAAGCAAAGAGACUGGAGAGUGAAUCUGAAGAUGAGUUGGAAUCUCUGCAUGAUGCUACAGCACCCAGGAGUAGUAGAGUUGCAUCAGUACCGGACAUACGGAACCAAGAGUGGGAAAGCAGCAGUGUGAUGGAGCGUGACGAUGGUAGGAGAAGGGGAAGUGACAGGGGAGUCAAUGUCAGACAAGGAGUUCUAGCUGAAGGGUCAAAGGUACAAACAGAAGAUUCCAGUGAUUCGCAGGGACCCUCGCAGACUAAAAUUCAAGGGUCAAAGGUCACGGAGUCUGAGAGCACAACAAGUACCAGUAAGGUGAAAAAACGACAGCGGACACCUUGUCCUUACGGCAGCUCCUGCUACAGAAAAAAUCCUUUCCACUUUCAGGAGUGCAGUCACCCUGGAGACAGUGACUAUGAGGAAGAGGAGGCAGAUGAUGGUGAUGAUGACAGGCCAGAGUGCCCGUACGGAACCCACUGCUACAGGAAGAAUCUACUGCACCAGAAAGAGUACAAACACACUAAAUCUCCAUCCAAGAGUUUUCCUGAUGAUGAGGAUGAAGAUCACUAUGACAGCAGUUUUAUUAAUGAUGAGAGCGAGGAAGAGGAGGUGGAUGAAGACUCGGACUACGUGCCGGAAUCAGACGACAGUGGAAAAGAGGACAUAAAGCGGCUACAGAAGGAAGCAAAAGCAUUUCUCGCGAGGAAGAAAUAACUCCUUUUUUUGGUGUACAUUCUAUGAAAUCAAAUAGUGUCCUUCACACAAACCUUAUAAAGACAACGAAGCACUCGAGUGUUUGACAGAAGCCGGUCCACAGAGGCAUUACAUGUAUAGACUUGGUUUUAGAUCUUAUAGAAUAUGUAGUUUGGCCCUUUCUUCGUUCUAAACACUACAGAAAGUUCUAUACUCCAGGAAUUGUUUUUUAUUCCUUUUUAUUCUUCUUAAUGUUUAAAAAUAUAGUUCACACAAAAAUGAAAGAAUUGUAAUAAUUUAUUCUCUCUCAUGUCAUUCAAUUACAAUUGUGUGGGCUUUUAUUUGUCUAAGACUGAGUUUAUUUUUACAGUGAGGACUUAAUUGGACCAGGGCAUUCUUUCAAGUUUUCCAGUAAAAGGGGAAAAAAACUAUAUUGUCACCAUAGAGGGAAAACUUUUGACAGAAAACAACAGUUUUAAAAUGAAAGUUUAACGAUUGCAAUAAUACAUUGAUCAUUUAUAUCAGUUUCAUCAUUGGUUUCAUUAUGUUUACUACUUAACUGGUAAAUCAUUAAACAACAGCAAAAGUACAAGCAUAACAUUACUGCUUUAUGACUCUGGCUCUGUUAUAAAACCUAGUGAGCUGCCUUGCUCACUCCCUACAUAGGCAGUUGCCUUCUAAAGUCUAAAGUAUACCUGGUGAAUGCUAGGCAUCAGUGUACAGGACGCCUGGUGCAAAUUUUGUAAUUGGCAGAGUGCUUGAGCACUGAACACGUGAUUUUUCUUACUCCGCAUACUCUGAACACGCAGAAUGCGCAUGCAGUAGCUAGUGGGUGGCAACACUCAAAAUUGAGCCUUUUCUGUCAGGAAGAAAUGCUAGAUGAUGUAAUCAACAGGAGAGGAAGGUAAAAAUAACAACAGUGAAUGUGCACAUCAAGAACGUGUGUGAGGAGACCUGUGUAUUUGUGUAACUUGUGUCUAAAUGAAUAGAAAGAUGUCUAUAUAGGUCUAAACUCCUGAAAAGAAAUAGUCCAGUAUCUCAAAGCAGUCAAAGGGUGCAUGCGCCAACCGCCUGUGAAUGCGCGCGGUCAAAUGAAGUAUACUUUGAAAGGCUAGCGUUCGACUCUACGCAGACACCAAGGGUUCACGUCAAAACCAAAGUAUACUUUGGGCUGAAGGUAACAUUCUAACCAACUCGUGCAAGGCGCACUUUAUUUACAAUUUAUUUCAGUAGAGUUUGCCAUUAGCAUUUUGCUAAUUAAUGGCGUAAUGCAAUGCACUAAUAAGCUUAAAAUACAAUCACAUACACCAACAUAAAAUAAAACUGUCAAUAUAUGAUGUCUUUGUUAAUUCUUUUCAUACGGAAUUAAUUAUGUUUAUAGUCAACAGCCUUUGCAUUAGGAGCAUGCCUACUAUGCCUUAAAAUGUUGUCUACAUAGGCAGCUCACUAGGUUUUGGAACAACCUCUGAAAGCAAAGACAGCUUGUUUUCUGCCGAGCCAAAACCCUAUAGGCUACAAUUUUCAAGAACGGUUGUUUUGGAGAUGAAGUGAUUUUCUGUGACCGAGGAAGUAAGAGUGAGUAAAUGAAGAGGAAACCAAACAGGUCUUAAACAGGAAAUUCAGGACUUUCCAGACCACUGUGUCUUGUAAGAGUCUGAAACCCACUUUUCUCACACACUGUUCAGAUAACAGAAAUAUACAACUGGCAUCCGAGCAUUCAGAAAAGGAACUGUUGAGCUAAACAAAUCAAGAAAGCCUAAGAGCUUUAUAUAAUUUAUAGAAGUUGGCACGGCCGGAGUUCUGCCACAUUAACCUUGUUUACUCAAUGGUUCUGAUUCAAAACCUAGCCCAGCCUCGCAUCUGCUGCCUACAUAGACAGCCGUCUUCUGAAGGCUAGGGUCUCUUUAUUUUUUCCACAUGCCGUUACGUCUUGCGCAUGGUUGAGCUCUCAGCUUUUCAAAGUUUAAUCUUUUAAACGUAUACUCUUUAAUUUACCAUAGUGCUACUGAUCAGUACUGAUACUGAUAGAUCAGAGACUGAUAGUGCUGCUUCAUCAAUGGAGAUUUCAACAUUAGUCUAUUAGUCCAUCAAAGAAGGAUCUGAAGAAACUUAUUCUGGGUUGAAUUGAAGCUCUUACUCAGGGCAGUAUUCCUUCCAGUCAGUGCCUGGUGCCUUUCCCAGUACCUCCACAGUGAUGAUUUAUUUCCUGGCAGAUAUGAGGAUGUUUGAUUCUGCUGUCUCUAAGGUUAUUAAACACUGUGGUAUCUUCAACAAGAAGGGAGAAUGUGCCAUGACAGUUGAUGUAAGCUGCCCUUAAGCCAUAAAAUCAGCCAUGCAUUUAGUCGUUUUGGAAACAUUUGCUUUUCCAAAAUCUAGUGUGCUGCCCACAUUGGCACCAUGUGGCGGAACGACCCGUCUGCCUCUGAGGGCCGUCCUUCAGCCAGGCCUACAAUGUGAGUUAGAUGCGGGGAUGACAGUACAUGUUGCGGCCGAGGGGCUAGGAAGCCAGACUGCCUUCCCCUCACCCCCUUUCCGUGGCCCCAGGGAAAACGGGCCACCACAGAAGCCACUGCCCCUUGUGCCACAGAACCUAUGUGGCCAUCGGACCCUGCACAUGUCCUGGACCAUCUUAUGGACACUCAACGUACCUACAUUUAGCCCCAUUCACUGGGAGGAUACUUUCCCCCUGGAUAUUUUAUUCCCCUUUUUGAUUUUUUUUAUUUUUUAUUAUUAAUUCAAAUAAACGCCUUUCCGUGGCCUGACACAACACUCAAAGUGUCCUGUCUUUUGCUCACCCUGCCACAACUAUUAUAAGGCAUCAAGACUGAUUGCACUGUAAAUUUAGCAUCAGUAAGUCGAAAGUUCUUCAGCUGAAAUUGGUCUGUUCUCACCAAAAUUUGCACUACUGCCCCCAGUGGCCAAAGCUGGAAGUGUUGUUGUACGUAUGAACGUAGGUCAAAUGUCCACAGAGUGGCACCAAAAACAAGUUGUUUUAAGUUGUAAAUAAUAUAAUACAGU